Molecule: messenger RNA, 1196 nt
Organism: Coregonus clupeaformis (lake whitefish)
Lineage: Eukaryota; Metazoa; Chordata; Actinopteri; Salmoniformes; Salmonidae
Product: class A basic helix-loop-helix protein 15-like
Exons: 2
Coding region: 208-795 (195 amino acids)
Molecular function (GO): protein dimerization activity
Source: RefSeq, a predicted model, not a curated record
CAGCGACAGGUACCUCACAUGCGACAGUUAUCUUUCAUCCUUGGAGCGGAACGACAGACGCUUCUUCCACUCAACCGAAACUUUAAUUCUGAGGAUAUUAUUGAUGUUCCACGGUGAAAACUAUUCUUCUACAUACACGGGCAUCUUACUUUCAUUUUAAAGCUUUUGGCAGUGUGAGGAAGAGGGGUAACUGAAUCAGGCUGAAGGAUGAAGUCUAAAGGGAAGGCCGCUAAGUCAUCCAGAAAACCCUGGACCGAGCCAGACCCAGACCCCGAACCAGAGACCAGUGACACCAGUGAACCAGGCUCCAGCGAACAGGAGGGCUCUGAGGCUUCGGUCCGUAUCGGAGGAUCCUGGAGGGGGGUCCUGAGGGGCGGGGACCGCGAGCAAGGCGGAGGAGGAGGGGGCGCCACCCACGGCCCCCACAGACGCCGACGGUCUCACAACAGCAACAAAGAACGCAACGUCCGACGGCUGGAGAGCAACGAGCGGGAGCGCCAGCGCAUGCACAAACUUAACAACGCCUUCCAAGCUCUCAGAGAGGCCAUCCCGCAUGUCAAAAUGGACAAGAAGCUCUCCAAGAUCGAGACACUGACGCUGGCCGAGAACUACAUCAAGUCCCUGACCACCAUCAUCCUGGGGAUGUCCAGUGCCCGCCUGCCCCCCGGGGAGACACCGACAGAGGCUAGCGCCGCCAGACUGCUCCAGUGUUACCAGCAGCACCUGGAGGAGGAUGGGGAGGAGAGCCUGUCUCAGUUCCUCACCCAGAUUCACAGCUUUAGCCAGGAAAGCUAACAGCUAGCAGGUGCUAACUCCACAGCCGAAUAGUUGGAGCAUCCAGGCUUGACUUGGGGAGCGAAUCUCAACUGACACCCCUAUCUCCCACAUUGUGCACUGCUACUGUACUUAUGACCAAAAGUAGUACACUGUAUGGGGAAAGGGUGUCAUCUGAGAUGCAGCCUUAUACUCCGCCAAGAUAGUGAACUAAAGUGACAUACCUGACAUCACCAUGCACUAAAUGGAGCAUACAAUAACUUGACUCAGUAACUCUAUGAGACAGUGGUGGGAGGGGAUUCUUAGCACUGUACCCUUGACAUGAAUUCUCAGAGAACAUAAUGGUGGAGUAUACAGUGAGGGGAAAAAGUAUUUGAUCCCCUGCUGAUUUUGUACGUUUGCCCACUGACAAAGAAAUGAUC